AUGUCUCUCAAUUAUCUAUCUAUCUAUCUAUCUAUCUAUCUAUCUAUCUAUCUAUAUGUGUCUGUCGAUUACGUCCGUCUGUUUAUCUAUCUAUAUAUAUCUAUAUCUAUAUGUGUGUGUGUGUGUAUCGAUUAUCUAUUGUGGAUUCUAUCUAUCUAUCUAUCUAUCUAUCUAUCUAUCUAUCUAUCUAUCUAUGUCGAUUAUCUGUCGAUUAUCUGCCUGUAUGUCUAUCUAUUUAUCUAUUUCUGUCGGUUAUCUAUCUAUCUAUCUAUCUAUCUAUCUAUCUAUCUAUCUAUCUAUCUAUCUAUGUCUGUCGAUUAUCUGUCGAUUAUCUGUCGAUUAUUUGCUUGUAUGUCUAUCUAUUUAUCUAUUUCUGUCGGUUAUCUAUCUAUCUAUCUAUCUAUCUAUCUAUCUAUCUAUCUAUCUAUGUCUGUCGAUUAUCUGUCGAUUAUCUGUCGAUUAUUUGCUUGUAUGUCUAUCUAUUUAUCUAUUUCUGUCGAUUAUCUAUCUAUCUAUCUAUCUAUCUAUCUAUCUAUCUAUCUAUCUAUCUAUCUAUCUAUGCCUGUCGAUUAUCUGCCUGUAUAUCUAUCUAUCUAUCUAUCUAUGGCAGAAGGCCACGAGAUUUUUUUUUUUUUUGUAGUUUCUUACAAAUUUUUUUCUAUAAACUUUCAUACUUAUUUCCUUUCUUUUUUUCCUAACGUCACUUUAAUUCUGGCCAUUUUGUUUCUUUUAUUUCUUUAUCUAUACUACUGUCUUUCCACUCAAAAUCAUUUCUUUUUCUUUCCUUCAUUUAUUUAUUUAACCCAAUCAAAUUCAUUUCAUUCCAAUCUAUUCUUCCUGUCAACAACUUAUUUUUCUGACGUGAAAGUGAGGUAUUUUCUUUCAUUUCUUUCCCUCAUGUCCUUUGUUGAAACGAAGGUGAGUUCUCUCAUUUCCGCGCUUCCUUUUUUGAGUUAUUUUUCUGACGUGAAAGUGAGGUCUGUCCUUUCAUUUCUUUCCCUCAUGACCUUCGUUGACACGAAGGUGAUUCCUUUCCUCUAUUAUUUUUCUGACGUGAAAGUGAGGUCUUUUCUUUCAUUUCUUUCCCUCAUGUCCUUUGUUGACACGAAGGUGAAUUCUCUCAUUUCCCCACUUCCUUUUUUGAGUUAUUUUUCUGACGUGAAAGUGUGGUAUUUUCUUUCAUUUCUUUCCCUCAUGUCCUUUGUUGACACGAAGGUGACGCCUUUUUUUUUUCAUUUUUUUUUCCUCACAUCCUUUGUUGGCGCGAAGGUGUGGUCUUUCUUUCAUUUCUUUCCCUAA
This is a messenger RNA of Acanthosepion pharaonis, 1299 nucleotides long. The record is from the annotation of a GenBank genome assembly. Lineage: Eukaryota; Metazoa; Mollusca; Cephalopoda; Sepiida; Sepiidae.